Messenger RNA from Otolemur garnettii (small-eared galago), 2149 nucleotides. RefSeq names its product N-acetylglucosamine-1-phosphodiester alpha-N-acetylglucosaminidase (gene NAGPA). NCBI's taxonomy places the organism in Eukaryota, Metazoa, Chordata, Mammalia, Primates, Galagidae. The transcript has 10 exons. Bases 21 to 1571 code for a protein of 516 amino acids. The record is from RefSeq and is a predicted model, not a curated record.
ACCGCAGGCCCGCGUCCAACAUGGCGGCCUCCACGGGUCGCUGGCAUCUCUUCCUACUUGCAUUGCUCGGCUUCCUGGGGGAGGCUUUCGGCGGCCUCGGCUCGAGGGCCUCCAGAGAGGACGACUUGCUGCUGCCCUAUACCCGCGCACGCGCGCGCAUCCCCCGGGACUGCACGCGGGUGCGCACCGGCAGUCGCGAGCACGAGAGCUGGCCUUCAGCCCCUGCGAUCCCAGGCGCUGGCGGCCCUACAGUGCGCACCUUCGUCUCGCACUUUGGGGACCGCGCGGUGACGGGCCACUUGACGCGAGUCGUUGCGCCCCUGAGCACCUUCUCGGUGCUGGAGCCUGGUGGGACUGGCGGCUGUGCGAUAAAACGCCGAACCACUGUGGAGGAGACCGCGCGGGCGGCCGACUGCCGCGUCGCUCAGAACGGCGGCUUCUUCCGCAUGAGCACCGGAGAGUGCCUGGGGAACGUGGUGAGCGACAAGCGACGGGUGAGCAGCUCCGGGGGGCUGCAGAACGCGCAGUUCGGGAUCCGCCGCGACGGGACUCUGGUCACCGGGUACCUGUCUGAGGAGGAAGUGCUGGACACUGAGAAUCCUUUUGUGCAGCUGGUGAGUGGGGUCGUGUGGCUGAUUCGCAAUGGAAGCAUCUACAUCAAUGAGAGCCAGGCCACAGAGUGUGACGAGACACAGGAGACAGGUUCCUUUAGCAAGUUUGUGAAUGUGAUAUCAGCCAGGACAGCCUUGGGUCAUGACCGGAAGGGGCAGCUGAUACUUUUCCAUGCAGAUGGCCAGACAGAGCAGCGCGGCAUUAACCUAUGGGAGAUGGCUGAGUUCCUGCUGAAACAGGGCGUGGUCAAUGCCAUCAACCUGGAUGGAGGCGGCUCUGCCACCUUUGUGCUCAAUGGGACCUUGGCCAGUUACCCGUCGGAUCAUUGUCAGGACAACAUGUGGCGCUGUCCACGCAGCGUGUCCACUGUGGUGUGUGUGCACGAGCCCCGCUGUCAGCCACCUGAUUGCCAUGGCCAUGGGACCUGCAUAGCAGGGCACUGCCAGUGUACAGGGGGCUUCUGGCAGGGAACUGGCUGUGGUGAGCUGGACUGUGGCCCCUCCAACUGCAGUGGACACGGGCUGUGUACAGAGACCGGCUGCCACUGCAAAGCUGGAUGGAUGGGGACCAACUGCAGUGAAGAGUGUCCCCUUGGCUGGCAUGGGCCAAGCUGCCAGAGGCCUUGUGAGUGUGAUCACCAGUGUCCCUGUGACCCCCAGACUGGCAACUGCAGCAUCUCCCCAGUGAAGCAGUGUCUCCAGCCGUCUGAAACCACCAUGAGUGCAGGAGAGCUCUCCUUUUUCACUGGGACCGCCUGGUUGGCCCUCACCCUGGCCCUGGUGUUCCUCCUGCUUGUCAGCACAGUGGCCAAUGUGGCCUUGUUCCUGGGCUCCCGAGCAGAGAGGCGGCGACGCCUGGAUGGGGACUACGUGUACCACCCACUGCAGGAGAUGAAUGGGGAGCUCCUGGCCACAGAGAAGGAGCAGCCUGGGGGUUCCUGCAACCCCUUCAAGGACUGAAACCUCAGGCUGCCCAGGAAAGCCCAUCCUUCUCCUUUCCACAUGGUCCAGCUUCUGCAGAGGAAAUCCUGAGGCUGCUGGUGUGGACCGUCAGGGUAACCUCAGCCCGGUGCUGCAUCUCAGCUUCUAAUAGCGCCUGUGCCUCAGCCCUUACCUGGCCCUGCUGCUCCAGUGGUGCGGUGCUCCCUGGAGACUCUGCCUCCCUCCCGCCUGUGUCUGCUGCCCGUGGCCUGGGCCCUGCCGAGGGCCUGCUCAGCUGCCAGAAAGUCUCCUGAGGAAGGGCCUGCUAGUGAACCAAACUCAGUGGCUGAAUCAUGAGAAAGUAACAGAGCCUAGCAGGCCCUCCUGGAUGGGGUGGGUUAAAGGGACGAGUCUCUGCCUUCCCGGCUACAUCCCAGGACCCUUUUUCAACAGAGCUCAUCACUGAAUUUGCCAACUAGAAUCCUGUUUCUUGCCAUAGGAAGCUUCUUAGAAGAAGGGAUGGGGUGGAGGGGGAUGAAAUCAUGUUUACAAACCUAUUUUGUUGUCCUGCUGCUGAGAGUUUUCUAUCACUUGAAUAAAUUGAUAUAAGAAAAGGA